AUGACGUCUGAAAAUAAUGGAAAUCACCUGCGGCACAGCUGCGUUUCACCGGACAGAAAGUCCCGACAUAUAGCAACACACCGCAACAGCAUGUAUGUGUCAUGUCAAAUGCAUACCCUUGUUUGUUUCGAUCCGGUGAAACGCUCCGUUGAAAUGAACGCAUCGCAUCGCCACAUCGGACCACGAACCGCAUUGUUUUUAAUAUUUUACAUUGUAUUUACCGCAAGCCAAACACCUUCCGUUACAGCCAACAGUAUUGAGCGACAUCCCGAAUUGGAAUUUUGUGAAAUGAAUACAGAUUUAAAAAGUGUGAUAUUCUCUCCAUGUACCACAACCAUUGGAUCACUUGAACAGAUGCUGGAUGAGGAUUGUCAAGAAGAAUAUUCUUAUGACCUAUGUUCCGACACAGCUCUGAUGCGUUUAUUUGUAGAGGGUCAGGUUAGAAAAAUGCGAAAUAAAUACUAUUAUAGACUAUAUGAAGAAGAACGUGGUCUAUUGGAAUAUUUUAAUACAAGUUUGCCAACACAAGCCUCUUUAAAUGUUUCAAAAACAUACGAAGAUUUACAGGAAUAUUUUAUAGCUCUGACAUGUGCGGGAAAAGCUAUGGACGAUCACAAAUUGUACGUAACUAUGUCAGAUAGUAAUGUGCUGUGUGACGUGCUUCAAGUGACGAAUCAACUUCUAUGUAACAUCGAUAGCGCUGGGGAAGUCAUCUUCAACAACAAGCGUCAUAAAGACUCUCAUUUAAAAUGCCACCAUGUAAAGAGACACGAUUCGUCCAUAAGUGAACUAUUAUUUGUAAAUGUUUUGUCAAGUUUCAGAAGUUAUCUGCUCUCUAUGAAAGUUAGGUGCAAUGCUCAGAAUGUUUGUGACGACGACUACUAA
Lottia gigantea (owl limpet) is the source of this 885-nucleotide messenger RNA. RefSeq lists its product as hypothetical. The coding region runs from base 1 to 885 and encodes 294 amino acids. The record is from RefSeq and is a predicted model, not a curated record. The transcript is spliced from 4 exons. Lineage: Eukaryota; Metazoa; Mollusca; Gastropoda; Lottiidae.